This is a messenger RNA of Medioppia subpectinata, 1758 nucleotides long. The record is from the annotation of a GenBank genome assembly. NCBI's taxonomy places the organism in Eukaryota, Metazoa, Arthropoda, Arachnida, Sarcoptiformes, Oppiidae.
AUGGUCUUAAAUAGCUGUGAUUCUGGUUUCGGUAAUCGUUUGGCCUUUAGGUUAAACUCAAUGGGAUUUCGAGUCUAUGCGUGUGUUUUGGACACAAACAGUACCGGAGCUCAAGAUCUGAGCAAUAAAUGCCAGUUUAAGGACGAGAUAUGUAUUGUGCGAAUGGAUGUCACUAUCGAUGAGGACAUCGAUUGGUGUCACGAGUUUGUUGUCGCGGAUCUACAGACCAGUGGCCGUGUGUUGUGGUCAGUGGUCAACAACGCCGGUGUUAUGACAUACGGGCACUUAGAAUGGGGUAGAUUUUCACAAUACACUAAAGUGUUUGAUGUGAACGUGUUUGGUGUGGUUCGGGUGACCAGAAAAUUCAUACCACUUAUACGAGAGUCAAAAGGCCGGUUAGUGUUCACCACGGCUCAGGCGGGUCGAGUGGCGUACGACAAUCUCGGCGUGUAUUGUAUGUCCAAAGCGGCGAUCAUAGCGUUCACCGAUGUUUUGCGGCGAGAGAUGCGACCCUUUGGGGUCCGGGUGUCGACCGUAGAGCCCCUUAUAUUCAAGACAGUUAUGGUUGGUUUGGGUGAACACGAGAUCAGCAAGAAUUGGUCAGAAACGGAUCCGCCGGUGCGGGAAGUCUACGGCCAGGCCUACUACGAGCGCCAGAUUAAAAUUGUCAACUUUUUAUUGUUGAUUACGAGGCCUAAUAAAAAUUUGGAUAUUGUUGCCGAUGAUAUGGUGGACGCGGUGGCCAGUCGUCGGCCCAAUAAGUACUACACUCCGGUCAAUCGGUGGUGGCUUAACGGCUAUCACCGUCUACUUCGCAUAACACCGCAAUGUUUUAUCGACUAUUUGUUUAGCUGCGAUUCUGGUUUCGGUAAUCGUUUGGCUUUUAAGUUAAACUCAAAGGGAUUUCGAGUCUAUGCGUGUGUUUUGGACACAGAGAGUACCGGAGCUCAGGAUCUGAGCAAUAAAUGCCAGUUUAAGGACGAGAUAUGUAUUGUGCGAAUGGAUGUCACUAUAGAUGAGGACAUCGAUCGGUGCCACGAGUUUGUUGUCGCGGAUCUACAGACCAGUGGCCGCGUGUUGUGGUCAGUUGUCAACAACGCCGGUGUUGCGACAUAUGGACACUUAGAAUGGGGUAAAUUUUCACAAUACACUAAAUUGUUUGAUGUGAACGUGUUUGGUGUGGUUCGGGUGACCAGAAAAUUCAUACCACUUAUACGCCAAUCAAAGGGUCGAUUUGUAAUCACGGCUAGUAUGGGCGGUCGCAUUGCUAUCGAUAAUCUCGGUAUAUAUUGCAUGACCAAAUCUGCGAUCAUAGCGUUCAGCGAUGUAUUGCGCCGAGAGAUGCGACCUUUUGGGGUCCGGGUGUCGACCGUAGAGCCCAUGCUAUUCAAGACAGCGAUGUAUGACAUCGUGAAGCCGGAGCUCAACAAAAAUUGGUCACAAACGGAGGGUCAGGUGCGGGAGGCCUACGGACAGCCAUACUUUGAGCAACAGUUUAAAACCGUUGACUUUCUACUGACAAUAGCGAUGGGCAGUAAAAAGCUAGACAUUGUUGUGGACGAUAUGGUGGCGGCUAUUGUCAGCCGUCGGCCCAACCGGUGUUAUCAACCGGCCAAUCGGUGGCUGUAUAAUGUAUUUCCUACCUUAGUCUAUUUAGCGCCUCAAUGGACUAUUGAUCUGAUUUUCAGUUCUGUUCAGACAACAAAACCCUCAUAUGUAGUGCAAAAUGCAAAUCAAAUUAAGCAUGAUAAUGUCUAA